Messenger RNA from Rodentolepis nana, 294 nucleotides. The record is from the annotation of a GenBank genome assembly. Lineage: Eukaryota; Metazoa; Platyhelminthes; Cestoda; Cyclophyllidea; Hymenolepididae.
AUGCAUGGACCGACCGAUGUCUUUCCACAAAAUGAAGGCCUUAAUCAGCCGACUAGCCAAGAAUCAGAAACAGUGGACAGUGGCACUCUUCGAUAUAGCAAAGGAGAAACAGUGGACAGUGGCACUCUCCGAUAUAGCCCCAAGGAGAAACAGUGGACAGUGGCACUCUCCGACACAGGAGAAAUAGUGGACAGUGGCACUCUCCGACAUACCCGGCUUUCCAGACCUCAAGGUUCAACGAACUCAAAGCUCGAACAACAGAGAAACAGUGGACAGUGGCACUCUCCGACAUAG